Messenger RNA from Chara braunii, 2923 nucleotides. The record is from the annotation of a GenBank genome assembly. Lineage: Eukaryota; Viridiplantae; Streptophyta; Charophyceae; Charales; Characeae.
GUAUUUGACAGAACAGAAAGGGUGAUCGAUCAUGAAAUUCCAAGAGGCACUAGAGAAAAGGUCGUUCGCGUAGCCGCGCUAGGUCCCAACGCCCCUGGAUGUUCAGAAUGUGGCAAGAAAAGGAAGGACCGGUCGUACGAGUGGAAGAUGUAACCGAAUUAGAAGAAAAACUGAGCAGAAUGGGGAUCGAAGAAAGCAAGGAAGAUGUACCCCUUGUGGAAGCAGAAGAGGAUGACGUUAGGAUUAACGUCAGGGAUACAUUUGAUAGGAUGGAGGACCUAGUGGAUAAAAUGCAAAGACUACAUUUGAAGCUUCAAGGGAUAUGUGAAGAAGCGGGAAAAGAAGGGGUUGGAUGCCCGAAGGUGUUUACCAUGGGACGUGGAGGAUCGGGAGAUGGGCCAAAUGAGCCCAACCCAAGAAUGUUGAGGGCCAACAUGGCCGCGAAAAGCAGUGGGGGUCAAGGAAGUGUAAGAGGUAUAGUUCCGUUCACUACAAGACGACCCGCGGGAGGAAAUCCUCCAAAGGAGCAAGCACAGGCUUCCCAGCCAGCAGAGGAAGAACCGUCUGUCAUGGUAGAAGGUGACGAAGACGAGGAUGAGAAAAUUAGGGAGGAAGAAGAAAGGCAGGCGGAAAUCAGGGCUAAGAGAAGAAAAGUCUAUCUUGCAAACCGGCCCAUCACGACAAUGCACACGCCUAGAGGACUGGUACAUAUGAAUGUUGCACCCCAAAGGUGGACCAACGUUGUGGCCACGGUGCAACGAAGCAUGAUCAGGGUAAUGCAGCCUAUCAGCCCUCGAAUCACCGAGCCAUACAUAGACGAUUUUGCAGUUAAGGGUCCGAUUGAGAAGGAUGAGUCAGAGGUGGCUCCAGGGGUGAGAAGGCGUAAACCUUGGAAAGAAGAGGUCAUGGCGCAGAGAAGAGCGGUGGCAGGGCCCUCUGGACCUACCUUGAGAAAGGGCGGGCAGAGGAGGGAUCAGAGAGUCUCAAGGAGCCUGGAGGAGUUGCCCAUUUACAGGGUUGGCGACAUCUUGCGAGUAUUCUUACGAGACCUUGAGGAGUGGGCGUUCAGGAGAGAAUGGGGUGACAAGGAGAAACUCGCGAAUGUGACUGGAGAAGGAAUGUACCAGAAAAUGAUUGAAGGAGCGGUGGCAGGAUGCACGAGGUGGAGAGUAUGCAAGGUGAGGUUGUGGAAGGAGAUUGGGGCCUUCCCAAGGGACGAUGUUGAGGAUGACUUAAGAUUUGAUUGGACCAAUCUGGAAGAUUUUAUCGACAGUUUGCAGCUGGCAGCUGAGAGAGGGGAAUGGAGUGAGGAAGAAAAGAAGAAACAAUUGAUUGUGAGAACAAAAAAGAGUGAGAAGGAGGAAGUGAAGGGGAUCGUGGAAGGGAGUCGAACCUGGCAGAGAAUAACGGCAGAAUUGGGGAUUGCAUACACCCAGGAGAGACAAGGUCAGACAAGGAAGGAAAGGUUGCAGGAAAAGGGGUUAUGGAUUGGAAGAGAGAUGGAUGAGCCGCAGGAAAAGGGUACGGAGGAUGAAGAGGAGGAUGAUGUGCCUUUGAAAAGAUUGAGGGACAAGAAAAGGGUCGCCCCCAAGAGCAGCAACGAGGGGUCUGACCAAGCAAGGGGAUAUGAACAGAAAGAGGGGGAGACAACAGAAAGGAGGUGGAAAAGCAUGGGGGCAAGUGUGGCACCAAAGGAAAGAAAGACUGAAGAGAAAAGAUCAAUUGAGUUUGGAAGGAAAGGGGUACAGGAAAAAAGGAGUGAGGAGGGAGAAGGAGCAAAGGAGGCAGGAGAAGAAAAGGAGCUUCAGAAAGGAAGCCAGACUCCAAGGGUUGAAAAAAUUAAGGGAAAAGGGUCGUUUGAAGGCGAAGAGGGGAAGGAAGGAGAGAAGGGUGAAAAAGAAAACAGGUCAAAAGAAGGUAAGGGAGAGGAAGCUGAAACAGGAAAGAGGAGACCAAAGUGUGGAGAGUCAUCCCAGUUGAGAAAAGAGGUGGAGGAAAGGCAGGAAAGUAAGGAGGAAAAGACUCAAAAAGACAAGAAGAGGAAAGGAUGGAGAAAUUAUAUGAUCAAGAUGUUACAGGAUGAUGACUUGCCUGUGAACUCCACGUGGGAUGUCAGAUUUGAGAGGAUGUUCCUCUCAGAACUAGUGGUAAGUUCAAAACACUCGGGUAACUUGCAGAGGAUGAUGGGGCUGCAUGAGAUGUUGGACGAGAAAUGCACCAGACUCUUCGAAGAUUAUGCUGAGAUUGCCAGAAAGAUGAGGAAGAUGGAAGGAGAAGGUGGAGUGAAGGAAAUUGGGGAGGACCUGGACAAAGUAGGGAAGGGACUCCAGGCAGAACUCAAGGGCAGCACUGAACUCUUCACUCAAGGGUUCUUGGAUUACAUCCCUGGGCUCUUGAAGGAGAUGAGCAGGCUAAGAAAGGAGGAAGAAGAGAGGGAUACCCAGGUGGCAAAAUUCAUAGGAGACAUGAAAGGGAUGAGGAAGGAAGUGGAGGAGUUGAAGAAGGGAAAGGAGGAGUUGCAAAAACAAGUGAGCACCUUGAGGGUUGCCCUGAGUAUGAAAGGCAGAGAACUGGAGGAUGAAGCAGCUGCAAGAGGAAGGGUGGAAAAAAAGGUGGAAGGUCUGUGCUCUGAGGUCAGUGUGCAAGGACUGGACCUGGACACUGAGAUCUCAGAGAGAAAGAAAUUGGGACAAGAGUGGGAGAAAAGAUGGGGUGAAAUAUUGAAGGGAAUGGAAGAGCUCAAAUUGAGCCAUGAGGAGAAGAGGGAUGAAACCACGAAAGUGGUGGAAAGGCAGGUAGGAGAAGGGACUUGAUGUCAGACAGGCAGAAGAAGGAGAAAGAGUCCCUUAGUCUAAGGAAGGAAGAAGGAAGAUGGACGAGUUGACUGAGGCUGGGGGAGAAGGACCAUCCAGCAAAGAGCCUC